CAAUUUCACUGAACUGGGAGGACCCAACAACUGUUUUGCCGUACCAAUAUUGCGACGAUUACGCUUGACUAACGAGUAGAUUUAGCUGGUUGUCAUUAUGCUUCGAGUUGUACCCUGUAGCUGUUAAAUAGAUUUAACAAUGUCACAAAUUUUUAAUGCAGUUAACAUCCAAUUGCGAAGAAAUGUUUACGCGUACCAGUAUUUCAGGCGAAUUGCCCAGCGAACCAUAUGGUGCGCUCCACAGAAAUGCGCAGGGGAGGGGGACCAUGGAUCCUAUGUGCUGGGGAAGAGGUGGAAGGACACUGCAGAGACAGUGGUCAUUGGGGGAGGGUGUGUAGGGGUCAGUCUGGCCUACCACCUGGCCAAGGCUGGGAUGAAGGAUGUUGUUCUCCUGGAGAAAUCUGAGCUGACAGCUGGCUCCACAUGGCACGCUGCGGGGUUGACCACAUAUUAUCACCCAGGGAUCAACUUGAAAAAAGUUCAUUACAACAGCAUUAAACUUUAUGAGAAGCUGGAAGAGGAGACAGGCCAGGCCGUAGGUUUCCACCAGCCAGGCAGCAUCCGUAUUGCAUCCUCUGCAGUCCGAGUGGAUGAGAUAAAGUACCAGAUGGCCAGGGCGCACUGGCAUCCCACACCACAGUUUCUCAUUGGCCCAGAGAAGGUCAAAGAGCUUUUCCCUUUGCUGAACAUGGACAAGGUGUUAGCUGGGCUCUAUAAUCCUGGAGAUGGGCACAUUGACCCAUACUCCCUCACCAUGGCGCUGGCUGCUGGGGCUCGCAUGUACGGAGCCCAAAUAUACAACCCCGCGCCGGUCACUGCCCUCGCCCCCACUCCUGACGGGAAGUGGGACGUCCAGACGCCGCACGGGACCAUCCGCGCCAACCGCAUCGUCAACGUCACAGGUUUCUGGGCCCGGGAAGUUGGGAAAAUGAUUGGCAUUGAGCACCCUACCAUCCCUGUCCAUCACCAGUAUGUGGUGACAUCAACAGUGCCAGAGGUGAAGGCCCUAAAGACUGAGCUACCAGUCAUCCGGGACCUAGAGGGCUCAUACUAUCUACGUCAGGAGCGAGAUGGACUGCUCUUUGGACCAUACGAGCAAGAGGAGAAGAUGGUGCUGCAGGACUCUUGGGUCAGGGAUGGGGUCCCUCCAGGCUUUGGGAAGGAGCUGUUUGAGUCCGAUCUGGACAGGAUCAUGGAACAUGUUGAAUAUGCCAUGGAGAUGGUCCCUGUUCUGAAGAAUGCCGACAUCAUCAACAUUGUGUCCGGUCCCAUCACCUACACCCCAGACCUCCUGCCCAUGGUUGGACCUCAUCAGGGGGUGCAAAAUUAUUGGACAGCCAUUGGCUUUGGGUAUGGAGUGAUCCAUGCUGGAGGGAUGGGAAAAUUCCUGAGCGACUGGAUCAUGACUGGGGAACCUCCAUUUGACUUGAUUGAAUGUGACCCCAACCGCUACUCAAAGUGGACCACAGUGCCCUACCUGUGCGCCAAGGCCAGGGAGUCCUAUGGCUUCAACAAUGUUGUGGGGUACCCUAAGGAGGAGCGCUUUGCAGGUCGACCCACCAGCAGAGUGAGUGGUGUGUAUGAGCUCCUUAAAUCCAAGGCUUCCAUGGGCUUCCACGCUGGCUGGGAACAGCCCCACUGGUUCUACAAACCUGGAGACGAUGUCGGAUACAAACCCAGCUUCAGGCGCACUAACUGGUUUGAACCGGUUGGACGAGAAUGCAAGCUGGUGAUGGAAAAAGUGGGGGUGAUUGAUCUGACGCCCUUUGGGAAGUUCAUGGUCAAGGGGAAGGACUCAGUCAAGCUGCUUGACCGUCUCUUUGCCAACGUAAUGCCAAAGGUCGGCCUGACCAAUAUCAGCCACAUGCUGACCCCUUCAGGAAGAGUGUAUGCCGAGGUCACCAUUACCCAGCUGGCACCGGGAGAGUUCUUGCUCAUCACUGGAUCUGGCUCUGAACUCCACGACCUCAGGUGGAUUGAAAAGGAAGCGGUGGAUGGUGGUUAUGAUGUGGACAUCACCAAUGUAACUGAGAACAUCGGUGUGUUGGGUGUGGCAGGGCCCAAAUCCAGGGAAGUCCUGCAGAAACUGACAGAUGAAGACAUGAGCGAUGCUGCCUUCAAAUUCCUGCACUGCAAAUCAAUCAGAUUAGCAGGAAUUCCUUUGAGAGCCACUAGGAUAUCUUAUACAGGUGAGCUGGGCUGGGAGCUGUACAUUGACAAUAAGGACAUGGCUGCUGUGUACCUGGCAAUAAUGGAGGCUGGGCAGAACGAAGGCAUCGAUAACUUUGGUACCUAUGCCAUGUCUUCCCUGAGGCUGGAGAAGGGCUUCAGAGGCUGGGGAGCAGAGAUGAACUGUGACACCAAUCCCUUGGAGGCUGGCUUAGACUACUUCAUCAAGCUAAAUAAGCCAGCAGACUUCAUCGGGAAGAAGGCCCUACAGGAGAUCAAGGCUAAAGGCCUGAAGCGCAAACUGGCCUACCUCGUUGUGGACACUGACGAUAUUGACCCAGAGGGCAAUGAAACCAUCUGGCACAAGGGCAAGGUGGUUGGCAACACAACCUCAGGGGCCUACAGCUAUACCAAGCAGCAGAGCCUGGCGUUUGCGUACUUGCCGCUUGAGCUGAUCAAUGUGGGCCAAAAUGUGGAAGUGGAGCUUCUGGGCAGGAAGUACCCUGCCAUGGUGAUCCAGGAGCCUUUGGUCCUGACUGAACCCACCAGAACCAGACUGCAGAAGAAGGCAAAGAGCACAGUAUAACAACGCCUGCAAGCACACCUGAUCCUGGGUCAGCAGAGCUGCACUGUUCUCUGCACAGACCAGUGAAAGGCUAGUCUCAGAUAAGCUUACCCUUUCUGCAUACAGCAAGCAGGAAGUGACAGCCGCACGAAGAAAACAGGCAGACUGCUGGAGGACUGUCACAGGAACAACUUCUGCUUCCUGUUUGUGGCCUAGCUGUGAAGGAGUUAAAUGUCAACACAUACAUUACAAAUAUGUGCGUUAGCGGAAUAUGCUUAAAAAAUGACCAGCAUAUGUUUUGGAAACUACAGCUUAAACACAUAUGCAGAAUUGCAUUAUUUCAGUCUUACAUAAUAUAUUUUUUUACGAGGUAAUUGAACAAAAUUCAUUGAACGUCUCACUGAUUGGGAAAGAGCUCAGGAAGAACCACCUCAGCAACAUUUUUGAAGCUGUCAUAAUAAAUUUAAGAAAUUAAACAAAUACUUGACUAGCUUUUCCAUUCUAUUUGUGUAUUAGAGCAUAUGUGAGGUACAUGCUCUGGAUAAUGUAGUCUUAAAUUGGAGCAGGUAAAUUAAGGAUAAUGGUCAAGGAUAAUUAAAGGAAGAGAAGGUCAUUUUCACAAAAAUGCACUAGUAUUUUUUGUUAAAUUCUAUAAUGAUGGACUUUGAUAUCCUUUGUAAUUUGUUAUGUAUUUACAUAUAAUAAAUUAAAGGCAGUAGUGUG
Messenger RNA from Anguilla anguilla (European eel), 3457 nucleotides. RefSeq names its product dimethylglycine dehydrogenase (gene dmgdh). Gene Ontology annotation, cellular component: mitochondrion. Bases 140 to 2755 code for a protein of 871 amino acids. The transcript has 16 exons. The record is from RefSeq and is a predicted model, not a curated record. Gene Ontology annotation, molecular function: protein binding; oxidoreductase activity. Lineage: Eukaryota; Metazoa; Chordata; Actinopteri; Anguilliformes; Anguillidae.